This is a messenger RNA of Hyposmocoma kahamanoa, 907 nucleotides long. Its product is annotated as NAD-dependent protein deacylase sirtuin-5, mitochondrial-like. The transcript has 4 exons. The coding region runs from base 13 to 882 and encodes 289 amino acids. Lineage: Eukaryota; Metazoa; Arthropoda; Insecta; Lepidoptera; Cosmopterigidae. Gene Ontology annotation, molecular function: protein-malonyllysine demalonylase activity; protein-succinyllysine desuccinylase activity; NAD+ binding. The record is from RefSeq and is a predicted model, not a curated record.
GUUUGUUUAGAAAUGUUCAGAUUAGCUUCAUUACUCCGUAACAACUCGAUAUCGAAAGGCCAAAGAUGGUUAUCUACUAGAGAUACCAGUAACAUGGCAAAAUUUCGUGAAAGUUUGAAAGCUGCCAAAGGAGUUGCGAUUUUAUCAGGUGCAGGUAUUAGUGCCGAAUCUGGCAUACCCACCUUCCGUGGACCAGAGGGUUACUGGAGAAAAUGGCCGCCAACUUUACUAGCUUCACCGAGGGCGUUCAGAGACGAUCCGAGUCUGGUUUGGGAGUUUUAUCACUAUAGAAGAGAGUUAGCAAGAAAGGCCAAACCUAAUCCGGGUCACAAAGCCAUAGCACAUUUCGAAGCAAGGCACGCAAAGUCUAAAGUAGUAACAGUGAUCACACAGAACGUGGACGCCCUCCACACAAGAGCCGGUACUAAGAACAUAGUCGAGCUUCAUGGGAAUCUGUUUAAGACCAAAUGCACUAAAUGUGGAGAUGUCGCUAUUAAUAUUGACAGUCCAAUUUGCGAGGCACUUAGAGAUAGAGGAGCUCCUGACCAAGAUUUCAAAGGUUCCGACAUACCAAUAAAAGACCUACCCCACUGCAAGAAACCAGAUUGUGGUGGAUUACUCCGUCCGUUUAUAGUUUGGUUUGGAGAAAUGUUAGAACUCUCUGUCAUGGAGAGGGCUGAUGCAGCAAUGACAACUUGCGACGUAGUCUUAGUAGUGGGCACGUCGUCGCUUGUCACCCCAGCAUCUCUUUUUGCGCCAAUGGCCUCUCUCAGGGGAGCUGUUGUGGCAGAAUUCAACAUUGCAAAAACACCCGCCACGCCGGAUUUCUCAUAUUAUUUCGAAGGACCAUCUGGGAAAACUUUACCAAUAGCUUUGGCUUGAUGCCAAUAUAAGACACCAUUUCGUC